UGGUAGCGCUGAAUAACCUCAUUUCCGCGUAACUAGCUCCUAUUGUGAAUUGUGACAGCUGUCAUAGAGAGUCUUCGGCUGGUGUAAGGAAGACAGUCGCGUGUAAACAAUAUCGUCGUUCGUUCGUCCUGAAACAGCCUCGACUUCGUCUUUCCUCUCGACUCACUGUAUUUUUGACGUUUCGAACGACAACACACACUGUGAAGGAUGACAAUGGGCGAUGAGAUCCCAGUUACAUCACUGGUUCUUCCCGUAAUAUUAAGACCAAUAUUAACCAAGCUCGAAAGACAAAAUGUCAUGGCAGCGCAAACUCUGCGCACAGCUCUCUCUAAAGCAGAGAGCUCCCAUCCUGGGAUUACACACGAUUUAAUUAUGGGUAUAAUACGCAGAGCAGAACUCAAUCUUGAUAUGAAUGAGAGUGUUUUACGAUUGCAAGGUGCUGCUUCUGACUAUGACGUUGUGGAAUACCGUUCAGCGCGUUCAGAAGAUGCAUUUCAAGAACUGAAUCGUAAAUCUACUUCCUUGAAAAGAAUACUUAGCAGAAUUCCUGAUGAAAUCACAGAUAGAAAAACCUUUCUUGAGACAAUCAAAGAAAUUGCAAGCGCGAUCAAGAAACUUUUAGAUGCUGUGAAUGAAGUCACUGGAUUUAUACCUGGCUCAGCUGGUAAACAAGCAUUAGAUCAACGCAAAAGAGAGUUUGUAAAAUAUAGUAAAAGGUUCAGCAAUACAUUGAAGGAGUACUUCAAAGAAGGACAAGCAAAUGCAGUAUUUGUGAGUGCACUAUAUCUGAUACACCAAACAAAUAUGAUUAUGCUUACAGUAAAAGAUAAAUGUGAGUAAAUCACAAUUUUGCAAUAAAUUCCCAGUGUGGAAUGUGAUAAUA
Messenger RNA from Nylanderia fulva, 883 nucleotides. It is a transcript of the gene Ccm3, whose product is annotated as programmed cell death protein 10 Ccm3. Gene Ontology annotation, biological process: regulation of Golgi organization; positive regulation of MAP kinase activity. Gene Ontology annotation, molecular function: protein kinase binding. Lineage: Eukaryota; Metazoa; Arthropoda; Insecta; Hymenoptera; Formicidae. Gene Ontology annotation, cellular component: FAR/SIP/STRIPAK complex. The record is from RefSeq and is a predicted model, not a curated record.